Molecule: messenger RNA, 279 nt
Organism: Penicillium daleae
Lineage: Eukaryota; Fungi; Ascomycota; Eurotiomycetes; Eurotiales; Aspergillaceae
Exons: 2
Coding region: 1-279 (92 amino acids)
Source: RefSeq, a predicted model, not a curated record
AUGGCCUUCAAGUAUGCUUCCAGAUUGCCCAUGAUUCCCAAGCCAUCUAUCAGUAAGGUCAGAUGGGAGAUUCACGUUGACAUCGGCAUCCCGAAUGACUACAGGUCGUAUUGUUUCAAGAGCGAGGUGUCGGUCUAUAAUAUACAACUCCCACCAAACUCUUCGAAACAGCUCUUUCUCAAGCGUGUUUAUGCUAUUGUAAGUGCUUUCUUGGUGGAGGCCGGCGGUGUGGGCACCGUAGAUCGCAUGGCUGAGAAUUCGUUCGGCUCUUACGCGUGA